Molecule: messenger RNA, 1294 nt
Organism: Xyrauchen texanus (razorback sucker)
Lineage: Eukaryota; Metazoa; Chordata; Actinopteri; Cypriniformes; Catostomidae
Exons: 5
Coding region: 113-1294 (393 amino acids)
Source: RefSeq, a predicted model, not a curated record
CUACAAGCUUGCCUGCGACCGGCGGGUUAUCAUCCAGCUGCGUGAGUGUACUCGGGGGAACAGCGCCACGCAGCUGUACAAAAAACUCUGUGAGGCACACACAGAGGCCUGGAUGCGGUGGUCCAUACACUACCUCAGCGUCAUGGAGCCCUUCACGUCGCGGGGUGUCGUGCGCAUGUGCACCCCACCACCAAAACCGCCACCCGUGCCCCAGUACGCGUGGCUGUUAAUGGUGUACUGCCACGACAUCCUCUCCCGCCUGGAGGACGUGAAGGCCCGGGUCACCUCCGUCUUCGGAACGGUCCUGAAGAUGGAUUCGACCAAGAAGGUGACCCGGAAGCUCGCCGGUGCUGCCGCCCAGACCGCAGCGUGGGCAAAGAACGUCGGCAACGAGCACGGACAGGUGCUCAUGUCCGUGCUCACGGACGCCGAGGGUGCCGGCCUGUUGUCCAUGGCUGCGGGGUUAAUGCGGCGGUAUCGGGACGCUGGGGUGGAGCCGCCUCAGCUCCUCUACGUUGACCGGGACUGUUGUUCGUCCCAUGGGGGAUCCAAGACAGCUGACAUGUUCAGGAAGUGGGACAAGCUGGUGGUCCGGCUGGACAUCUGGCACCUGAUGCGGCGGUUCGCGUCAGGUGUCACCACCGAGAGCCACCAGCUGUAUAAACCCUUCCUGCAGCAGCUGUCUUCGUGCAUCUUCCUGUGGGACCCAGAGGACGCAGCCCGGUUGCUCAACGCAAAGAAGAGGAUGCUUGAGGCGCAGGGGAUGACCUUCUCGUCCGACGCCGGAGUGUGGAGGCACGUCAGCCGCAAGAAUAUGGCUCUCCAUUGCCGUCGCCGCACGCGUGGAGCGGCGGAGACGGAGCGGCUGAUCGUUGACCUCCUGGAAACCUUCGGCGGUGCCAACGGACGAGACACCAUGGGGAUUUCCCUGCUGGACCAAGACCGCAUCCAGAAGAUCUGGACGGAGCAGCGGCGCCACCUCCAUUGCAUCCAGGACCCGCCGGGCGUGGAGCUGUACACUGAGACCGGCAGGGUGACCAAGGGGGGGAUCAGCCUGCCGGUGUACCGUUGUGCACGAGGCUCCACGUCCCUGGAGUCGUUCCACCUGCAUCUCAACCGCUUCAUUCCAGGAGAAAGUGCCAAUCCCUGGCACUUCCAGGCAUUUCUCCUGGAGGGGUUGACGCGGUGGAACGCGGACAGGGCGGCGUCCGUGGCACAGGAGGGAUGCUCCGCUCCUACAAUGGCCCCCUGCAGCACUCCCUUGACCAGCUCAGCCAAAGGGUGCUUGGCAUGA